GUUCCGGGCGGAGCCUGCGCCCCUGAAAGGUGGCCGGGGGCAGGGUGGGCCCAGCGCGCUCUGCCUCUGGGGGAGGGGGGCAGAAGCAGAGAGCCUCGGCCUGGGAGAGGGAGGGAAGGCUUUUCUCUCAGCCCAUAUCUGCUCCCCCCACCCCGAAAUUCUCGGACAGUGCUCAGACGUGUGGCGAGCCUUGUCCCCCGCCCCUUAAUCUCCUGUGUAUCUUAUUUGUAUGUAGUGAUGUUAAUGAAUAACUCUUGUGGCGCUGAUGGACCGGGGGUGAACCGCUCGCAAUCUCUCUGGAUUUCGUUGCCUAUUACUCACCUGGCGCCGGUCGCAAUCUCGCCGCGGGCUUUAUGGUGGCGGCGGCCGCCACGGAGGCCACUCGGGGCCGGCGCCUUCGGCUUUUUUCCGGGCUUCGAGUGCCACCUAUCUGUCUGGCCCACGAAUGCGCCCAGGCCGCCGCCGCCGCUGGCUCGGCAUUCCAGCGCCUCCCGGGCUCCGGAACUUGGGCUUUUCACCUUUGCCCCUUCUCAUCCUCCCCACCCCAGCCGGCGCUCUCCUCCUUCUCGGACCCCUGCUCCCCAGCCCCCCGCAUCGGAAGAAGCCGGGCUGUCUUUCCUGGGUAUCACUUUCACUCUUCUUUGGGCCCCAGAUGAGAAAAACAGUCCUUCCCGUCUUUGGGUUUCCAAACAGUCAGGAAAUUCCGGGAGGGGACCCUCUCAUCAUUUUCUGGCCAAGCACCCUGCUUCUUGGCGUAGAAAUCCCCCGCAGUCCGCCCGGACCCAGGCAGGGGAUAACCUGUGCGAUCUCGGUGGGCAGAUGGAGGGAACAAGGACUCCCGCCUCCCCCAAAUUACAUAAUUCACAUUCUACCCUGGAUGCGACUUCCCUUUGCCUGGAUGCGCUUUCUUUCUUUCUUUAGAACUCUGGAAUGUUUCGGUUUUUAUCCUGGCCGCGUCUACAGGGACAAAGGCCGCGGCUCGAGGGAGCAGCAGUCCGUAAGGGGCCCGCGCGGGGGUCAGCUGCGGCAGCCUGCAGGGCCGAGCGACUUCGUGAUUUGUAGAUUUAAGAGGAGGAAACUGAGGCACCGGAUCGUUAAGGCGCUUAACCGAGAUCAGCCGGGGGGAAACCCGGAGCCAGAAUUCCAGCCGAGAUGGGCGCCAAGAAGCCACUUGACCGUCGCCAUACGUAAUUCAGGUGGCGGCGUACGUACCUGUAGUAGGUAUGUCCCGGAUGUAGAGAAAUCUAAGGGCGCGUUCCGGGUUUUUGUGUGUGUCUCGAGCGCUCUGCAAAAGAGAACACUGUACUUUCCCGGCCACCCCGGUCGUGCCGUAGAAGAGCGCCGCUCCUAUUUUGGCGUCCCCGUUCUGGGGCCUUUUCUCCCCCGGAGGACCCGUCGGGGCGAGGACCCAAGGCUUGGGGCCUUUGUUCCCAAGCAGAUGAAACGAGAGGUGGCCUGGGGACAAUAUGCCAGCGGCGGGACGCUGGGGCCGAGACAGCGUUCUCCCUCGGGAUCUGAGUCGGGAGGGAGCGGGAAUGACAAAAGGGCUAGCGCGUGCCAGGGUGGGCAAGGCGACCCGGGCUAA
This is a messenger RNA of Mustela erminea (ermine), 1585 nucleotides long. RefSeq lists its product as uncharacterized. Lineage: Eukaryota; Metazoa; Chordata; Mammalia; Carnivora; Mustelidae. The transcript has 2 exons. The coding region runs from base 446 to 1585 and encodes 379 amino acids. The record is from RefSeq and is a predicted model, not a curated record.